Messenger RNA from Antechinus flavipes (yellow-footed antechinus), 3377 nucleotides. It is a transcript of the gene MIER2, whose product is annotated as MIER family member 2. Gene Ontology annotation, cellular component: nucleoplasm. Gene Ontology annotation, biological process: negative regulation of transcription by RNA polymerase II. Lineage: Eukaryota; Metazoa; Chordata; Mammalia; Dasyuromorphia; Dasyuridae. Gene Ontology annotation, molecular function: histone deacetylase binding; transcription corepressor activity. The record is from RefSeq and is a predicted model, not a curated record. The coding region runs from base 90 to 1796 and encodes 568 amino acids. The transcript is spliced from 14 exons.
CUCCAGAUGGAGGCGGCGGCAGCCAAUGAGAGGGCGGCUUCACAUCCGGGGCUCCCGGCGCGGCCGUCGCCUCCCGCUCACACACGGCCAUGGCGGAGGCCUCGGCGGGGAGGCAGAGCCCGCGGGUGGUCUCCUACCCAGCUCACAGCCUAUGCCCCGAGGAGCCCGGCCUGCAGACAGCAGCAGUUGUGUCCAUGGGCUCUGAUGACCACCGUUUCAACCUAUCAGAGAUCUUGUCCCAAAACUACGGUAUCCGAGAAGAACAGGAGGGUGAAACUCGGGACAAAGAAAAAUCAUUAGAAGAACUGGAGAAAAGCUUCAACACAUCUCAGAGCAGCGACAUGCCGUUUGAAGAGCUGCUUGCACUCUAUGGCUAUGAAGCAUCAGAUCCAAUUUCAGAGCAGGAGAGUGAGGGAAAUGACAUUGCCCCCAACCUCCCAGAUAUGACCCUGGAUAAGGAACAAAUAGCGAAGGAUUUGCUUUCAGGGGAAGAAGAGGAGGAGACACAGUCAUCAGCUGAUGACCUAACCCCAUCUGUCACUUCCCAUGACGCAUCGGACCUGUUCCCCAACCAGGCCAGCUCACAUUUCCUUGCUGAUGAAGACAAAGAGCCUUGUUUUUCUUCCUCAUCUGACUCAGAAGAAGACUCUCUGCCCUCCAACGAGUGUAAGAAAGAGAUCAUGAUUGGACCUCAGUACCAGGCUGUGAUUCCCACCCUUCACUUAAACAGACACAGUGAAAAAGUCUAUGAGAAAGAAGACCAGCUGUUGUGGGAUCCUAAUGUCCUUCCUGAAGGGGAAGUAGAAGAGUUUCUGUACCGGGCAGUGAACCGGCAGUGGGACGAGAUGACCACCUCUCAGAUCCCUGUUGGGGUAACUGUGAAAGACAAUGAGCAGGCCCUGUAUGAGCUGGUGAAAUGCAACUUCAAUGUGGAAGAGGCACUUCGGAGGCUGCGGUUCAAUGUGAAAGUGAUCCGAGAUGAACUUUGUGCAUGGAGUGAUGAAGAAUGCAGGAAUUUUGAACACGGCUUCAGGGUCCAUGGGAAAAAUUUCCACCUGAUACAGGCAAACAAGGUGCGCACACGGUCAGUGGGUGAGUGCGUGGAAUACUACUAUAUGUGGAAGAAGUCUGAUCGUUAUGAUUACUUCACCCAGCAAACCCGCUUCGGCCGGAAGAAGUACGUCCAGCCCGGAGCCACGGACUUUGCGGACAACGACUUGGACAAUGGGGAGGUAGAAGGCUCUGGCCGCUCACGGAGCUCCCCGCCUGUUCCCUCUGCCACAGACUGCCUGGACUCCACAUUCCCCCAGGACCACUUGGCAAUGGAGAGCACAGAACCUCUCAGUGUGGAGAGUGCAGCCUGCAGCCUGGGCAGCCUGAGCGAGUCCGGCCAAUGCAGCACACCCUCAGAGGCCAACUGCUCCUUGGACCCCGCUGAGGAGCCCUCGGGCAUCCCUCUGCCCCAACGGUCCCUUACCCCAGCUAACGUAGGCUUCUAUCCGCUGCCAGCAGUAGACAAGGCAGAGCUGGAGCCAGCCCCUGCUGGACGGCUGGCAGUGGACUUGGCUUUGCCUGCAGCGCUCCCUGGAGAGGAGCUGCCUCUCAUCUCCGGCCAUGUGGAUUUGGACAGAGACGCGGAGGAAGCUGUGGCCCCUGCCCAGGUGGCUCUGUCGGUCACAGAUUUUGGACUUCUUGGCAUCGGGGAUGUCAAUCCUUUCCUGGCCGCCCACCCCGCCUGCCCAGCCCCCGUGCUGCACCCUGAGCCCUUGUCACACUGUAACGUGAUGACCUGUUGAUUUGUUAAUCUGGGGGCAGGUGUGUGCACCAAGACUCCUCUCUGUUAACGCGUCACUGUUUUCAGACUAUAGGGCUCUGGCUGACUUCUCUUCCCCCUUCUGCCCAUGCCAGGCCUGUCCUGCUAUCGCCUCUGUCAGAGCCCUCCCACCCCCACUUCCAUCCUGCUCCUCCCAGGCCUUGGUCAGCUCCUCCAUUCUGGAAGGUGGAUCUAAGGGGACGAGGAGCUCUGGGCCUGCCGGGCCCUUGAUGACUGACCUUUCCAGACACAGCCACAUCCCGGGGUUGGGGCAGAGAAAGUUCCCUGAAACAGUGCUCGGUAGGGUCCCAAGCCUCCCAGCUCAACUUGAAACCUGGUAGUGAUUCCCAGGGCAGAGUAGAGUGGGUGCAAGGGGACAGCCUGUAGGGGGUGGAAGGAGGAGGACCUAGGCCUCUCAGCCCCUCCCUGGACUUCCGUUGCUGGCAGCGGACAUGACGGCCUUUGGGACAACUCCAGCACUGUAAGGAUGAGCCCUCUGGGAGGGGUCUGCUGAGACUGUCAGCCUCGCCCGGAAAAGGGGCCCCCAGCACCUUUACAAAGGUCAGAGCCACUCCCCCAAUGGGGGGAGGCGGGCUCUGGGGGACGUGGCACCUGGCCCAGCCCCUUCCACCAGCAAUCUCCCCCAGCCUGAUGGCAGCUCCUGACUUCGUCAGCAUCAAGGCUUGGGCACAGGGAAAGACAUUCCCUUCUGGAGAAGGACCUCCCUCGGGGCAUGUGGAGAGAGGACAGCAGGAUGGCCAGCUGCUGCUCAUGGUGCCAAAUAACGUGGGGGGCAAGGGUGGGGCAGGGCCCGGACUCGGAGCCAUAUACCUCCUGACUGUGUUUGGGCCCUUGGUGACUCCUGUCAGCUCCCCUCCACUUCAGGUCAAGCAGCACUUUACACUCACUCCUUGCUCCUCCCACCACCCCUGUGUCACAGUGGCCACUGGCCCUGGUCGAAUGACCUCACUUCCCAGGCCUCCUCUGCUCCCGAGGGCCCAACAGGCCCAGAGAUCCCAGAUCUCCACUCUGUGAAACGGAGGGAGAGAGGGCCCUCUUCUGGCUUGGCCCUGGCCGAGCUGCAGGGGUGGAGGCCAUAUGGGAGUGUGCAGCCUCUUGGCUUGCAUAAAGCAAGCAGCAGCCACAGCUUGAUUUCAGAAUCGCUGAGGGCUCUUGGGAAGGAGGCAACCUCCUCCCCCUGGCAAUAUAGAGAGGGCACUUGUCCAUGCCCAUGUUUCCUCCAAGCCUUGAUUUUGUUUUCUGCAGAAUGGCUGGAGGGCUUUGUUCUUUUUUUUUUCUCUUCUCUUUCCCCAGCCCCUCCUUUCCCAUUUAUUUAUAUUUCUGUUGUUUACAAAUCAGUGGGCUCCUGAAGGUUAGGCAGGGGCCAUGGCUUCUUCUGCCCCCCCCCUCCCCCAAGGUCCAUAUGUCAUGAAGCACAUUUGUUUUUCCCCCUGAGCUGUUCCUGAGGGCCAGACUCAAACCCUCCCCUAAGGACCACACUGUGAAGUGAAAACUGCCUUCAAUAGCCCUCGCCGUUAUUUAUUAAAUUUGAUUUGAAGUCAAA